AUUAUCAUAUUCAUUCAGUCCGAGACGCCAGCCUAAUCGAACAAUCAUCAUUAUUGUAAUUCCGGCAUUGAACGUUCGCAAAUUACGAAGGAAAUAAUAAUUGUAAUUUUGUAUACAAAAAUAAAUUGAAAUCGUGAAAAUAAAUAUCAAGUUAAAAAACAAAUAAAUUCGUCAAAUAUUAGAAAAUGGCUUCGUUAAACAAUAUUUUAGUGGCUCUGCGAGUUUUGCCCACAUCGCCAAGUAUACCAAAGGAUCCACUGGAUGUUUCCGAAUUACCCGAAAUCAGUUUGCAGGAAGUUUCCAACCACGAUGAUAUUAACGAUUGUUGGAUUGUGCUCUACGAUCGCGUUUACGAUGUCACAAAGUUCCUUUUUUCGCACCCAGGUGGUGAAGAUGUGAUCCUUGAUCAUGCAGGACGUGAUGCUACAUUAGCGUUUCAUGGCACUGGACACUCAAAACACGCAACAAAUAUGUUACGAGAUUAUUUGAUCGGUGAAUUGCCUGUCAGUGAGAGAAUUUUCCGAAACAAAAAUGUCGGUGGUGGAGUGCUUCUGUCGGGAAUACCAGAUUGAAACUUCGUCGUUGCCGUUAUCAGCCGAUUUUGGAUUUGGAGCUUGUCUAUAUUUGCCUCCAAUUCCCAUAGUAUUAACUUUCAAAAAUAUCAAAACAUAGAUUAUGUUCAUUUUUAAUCUUAAAACUAAGAGAUUCACUGUGAAGAGGGAAAGAGCCAACAGCACAAUCAAUCAUAAACCAUUAAGUUGUGACUCGUGAUCACUUUUAAAUGCCACGCUUAAUUAUAUAACACUUAAGUGGCUAUACCUAUAAGAAAGAAUAAUCGCAAGUCCUACUCGUAUAUGAGUUAUCACUAAUCACUAAUCACUAUCACUCGAAUGCGAUGAUGAAAUAUUAAUAUGGAAGUCAGUGACGGAAGCAAAAUUCUUAUGUUUAUGUGAAUAUUUGAAAUGAGAUAAUUUGAGACUCAGAUUCAGAUCAAAACUUUGGCUAUAAAAUGGCGAUAUAUGAUAAUCUAAGCACUCAAAGGUUGUAAGAGGACUAAUGGAAGUUUUUCUAUUCCUGUACUUAAAAUAAUAGUUUUUAAGUAAAAUUGUGUUCUUAAUCAAAUUUCCUAUAUUAAGUAUUAUCCUUUUUAAGCAAUUUUUGAUAUAAAAUGAAAAUUGUGACUAAGUAUGAACUUUAGGCUUAAGUAAAUAAAAUUCUUUUAAAAGUAAAAA
Molecule: messenger RNA, 1232 nt
Organism: Eupeodes corollae
Lineage: Eukaryota; Metazoa; Arthropoda; Insecta; Diptera; Syrphidae
Exons: 2
Coding region: 186-572 (128 amino acids)
Cellular component (GO): intracellular membrane-bounded organelle; membrane
Molecular function (GO): heme binding
Source: RefSeq, a predicted model, not a curated record